Carica papaya (papaya) is the source of this 3346-nucleotide messenger RNA. The record is from RefSeq and is a predicted model, not a curated record. NCBI's taxonomy places the organism in Eukaryota, Viridiplantae, Streptophyta, Magnoliopsida, Brassicales, Caricaceae.
UGACUUGAGUUUGAAGACAAUAUUUUUAUCGUAUGGGUGGGUUCCUGGGGAUUAGGAGUUACCUAUGCGAGGAAUUAUCAUAAAAGAAAGUACUUCUAUGUUCUUCAUGAUUCUCUUUAGCUUUUACUUCAAUUUCAUGUAGUGGAUGUCUGUGUUUUGUAGCUUUGGCCUUGAAGACGAGCCCAUGUAUUCAACAAUUCAUUAUGAUCAAGGGGAACAACUUAUGUAGAUUUGUUUGCUGAUUUGUUGAAAAUGGGAAGACUUUUUGAAAAUAAAAUUUGCUACUUCUUUCUUGAAGUCAAACUAAAUUAAUGAAUAUCAAAAUUGCAGGGUGAUGACUAUUAGCUUUCAUAAGUUUGGAGAUAUGUUCUUUCCUGGAACCGGUGAUGUUAAGGAAAUUGGGGAAAGAGAAGGAAAGUUCUAUGCCAUAAAUGUCCCACUCAAGGAUGGGAUUGAUGAUACUAGCUUCACUCGGCUGUUCAAGAUGGUUGUUGAAAUGUAUCAACCAGGAGCAAUAGUUCUUCAAUGCGGGGCAGAUUCGCUUGCUGGGGAUCGGUUAGGCUGUUUCAAUCUCUCUAUUGAUGGUCAUGCUGAAUGUGUUAGGUUUGUGAAGAAAUUCAGUCUACCCCUGUUGGUUACAGGAGGUGGAGGAUACACAAAAGAGAAUGUUGCAAGAUGUUGGACUGUUGAGACUGGAGUUCUUCUAGAUACAGAACUCCCAAAUGGUACUUCAGAUAUUUGGCGAUAUCUAUGGUGCUUCUUUCCUACUAUAUCUUAUAAUGAAAUAUCAUUUCCCAUCUUCACCUAACAUCUGAUGAGACUAAAAGUUUCUCCAACUUUCAUUAUUUUUAGAUAUACUUGACUGGGCAUCAUCUCUCAAAAGAAUAAGCCUGUUGCUGUUUCCUUUUUCAAUUAUGAUUCUUUUGAGAGAUUGGGGUUAAGUGGAUGAAUGUUCUCAACUUGGUUUGGUAUCUAUAGGCUUUUUCUAGAUACACUUGCAUGUUGCUUAGCUACGCGGGAAUCUAGAAUAAGUAACUGGGUGUUGAGUGUUAUUCCAUGGUUAGAUUUCCGGAUGAAAACAACACUGUGAGUUAAAAAUGCAAUAAUUUGAUUAUAAUUUUUAAUAAACUUUAGCAUGCUAUUACUAUUUAGUCGUCCGACUUUUUGUUUUUUGGUAUAUUUUUUUCUUUUGAAAUUUUCUUCAUAAAAAUUUGUUUGGAAGAAAUUAGAUUUAGGUGCUGUAGCAUUUGUCUUCUUAUUAACUUUUAUGUUUCAAUUAUGUUACUCCAUUCAUGAAACAUGGCCUUAUGGGUAUUAAUUGGGUUAUGGUGGGGUUGGUGAAAAACGAGUUGUUGGCUUGGGAGGGGAUUUGCGAGAAGGGCAUGCAUCGUCUCAUUCUCUUGUCUAUCUUUUGGGUUACUUGAAAAGAGAUAAACAAAACAAUAGGGUAUUUGAAAGGAGGAAAGAACAUCUAGUAAACAUUAGAGAUAGAUGGUUACAUUAUUUUGGUUCAUUGAUUUUGGGACAUAACCUUUAUAAUAUUGAGGAUUUUGAGGUCAUUGUACAUAUAUUCACUAACUUGCAAAUUUUUUAUAAAUAGGUGGCACCCUGUUGGUGGCUUUACUUAAUACACUUUUCACAUUUUUUAUUUCAAAAAAAAAAAAAUGUCAUGUCUAAUGGGAAGUGAAAAAGUCAGCUACUACUUCCUUUUUUUAGGUAAUCAUGCGUUACCUACUUGAACUCCAGACUUAAUUGAUAUUUGACCAAAUAAUAUAGGAUAAAUAAGAUUAGUUUGUCUAUAGAAAUUUGGGAUAAGUGUAGAGUUUACACAUGGAAAUAGUUUCUCAAGCAUCGCAUUUUAACACAGGAUCUCAUCAGAUGACCAAUAUAUUGAGAAAAGUGUUAAAACAAUUAUGAACUCAUGGUUUAAUCAAAGAAGAGGUUAUAAAAGUAUUUAUAGUAUUUAGAUAUAAAAACCUAAUCUAACUGUAAGGGAAUUUAAGAGAAAAUUUUAUGUUGCAAUGUUGCUAUAAACCAAGGAAUAACAAAAUAAGAUCCAUUUAGAGGGAAGCUUUAAACACUUGACUUAUGGAAGGAAUAAGAAGAAUCAUUCAUUAGUUUUUUUAAUAGAAAAAUAAUAAUUAUUAAAGAUAAGAAUAGUAUAACUAUAUAGAUGGAGAAUAAGAUAUCCUCUAUAGUCUUUUAAUAGAAAAUUUGAAAGCACACGUUAGUGACAAACAAACCAUUAAAGAUCAAGAAAUUAUUGUUCUCCAGGUUUCGUGUAACACCGAAAUACCAAUAUGUGAAAAUUUCCUAUGGCUUUUUCACAGAGGGUGGCAAAAAUGUCAUCCUCUUCUACAGAUCUUGGCUUGAAGAAGAGCAAUGUCAAAAAUCCCACGACUCUGUUCUAGCCAUAAUGUCCAUGAACCAUCAAAAAUAGCCCCUUGCCAGAGAGAUUUAGCAACUUUUCUUAUGCUGGCCCCAUGAAGACUGAAACUCAUUAAACAUUCCAUUGAAGGGAGGCUCACCCAAGCCAAUCCAAACAUAUCAAAUAACUUUGUUGGCAAUUUUCAAGCCAUGGUGCAUUAAAGAAACAAAUAAUUGUCUAUCUCCUGAACAUGUUGAGACAUAACACAAAUAUCUGGUGAGAGAGUUUGAUUAGACCUAUGAGUUUCCUACAACUCAUUAAUACCAAGCCUGUUGAGAAUAAGAUUUCAUGAAAACACCUUCACAUUUAAAGGAACUUUAACUCUCCAAAAUUUGUUGACAAAAGGAAAAUGAUAGCAGUUGCAGUGGUGGGUUAUGUGUUUGAAAACGACUUGCGUGUAUAUAAUCCCAAAGGAUCCAAUGUCCAACUUUUGUUAUCAGGCUGUGGUGUAUCUUGAAAAGGCUCUAAUAAAUUUAGCAAGGUUAGCACGUCAUCAAUCUCUCUAUUAGAUAAGCUUCCAAGGCUAUGUUUGGUAGUAGCUUUUGGCCUACAUUUCCAAAGUAUUUUGUAGCCGAACAGAAAAAAUUAAAAGUUCUUUUGGUCAAAGCCAAAGUUAAAAUAUGUUUUUGAUAAGUUUAAGCACUGAAAGCAAAAACAUACUUUAAAGAAACAAUUUAUACUUUCAAUAUUUCUUUCCAAUCUUGCUCUUAAUUAAAAAAUUACUCCUUUGUCCCUUUAACAAUAAAACCCUAAAAAAUCAGCCCCCUUCUCCUUUCUUUCACUCUACCUAAGCCCUAGCAUCAUCUCGCUCUCAUGCUGCCUCCAACAACCGUCCUCCAGCCUUCCCGGCCGCAAGUUAAGAACAUCAUCUGCUGCCUUUCUCCUUUCUUCCUUCAUCUGCUUGUUUACACACAAUUU